AUGGAUGGAGAUGGAUCCCCCACGUCAGCUUGUACGUCUAAGGGUUUCUGCUCCAGCAGUCUGUCUCAAAGUGGCUGGAGCGCAGCGUCGCGCAGGAACAAUGCGAGGAUUAUUACCCUAGAGCGAUCCCAGCCGCAGAAUAUGGAUUUUGAUGAACGGAUGUCUGGUUCCAGUAUGUAUCUACCGAGCUGCACUUAUUACGUCUCCGGAGCGGACUUCUCGGGUCUCCCACACUAUUUAACCCAGAACCAGUCCUCCUGCCCCGUCACGUACCCGUACCAGUCCUCAGCGCUGACACAGGUUCCGUCAGUGAGAGACGUGGCUUUCAGAGACUAUGGCAUUGACGCUUCCAGUAAAUGGCACCACAGCAGGGGGGGUCUCUCGCACUGCUACGCCGAGGACGUAGCGCACAGAGACGCCUGGGCGAGCCCGACCUCCAGGGGCGCGGAGCUCCUGGUGAAAGGCGGCCACUCCGGCUCUUCCAACCCGACCCCGGGCUUCUGCGGCAGCGUCGGCAGGAACGGCGUCCUGCCGCAGGCGUUCGACCAGUUCUUCGACACCGCGUACGGGAGCGCGGAAGGCGGCGCCGCGCCGCCCGCAGCGGACGCGGACAGAGGCGGCAAGACGAGCCCGGCUCAGGCGCACCCAGACUCUGACACGGCGGAGAGCUGCAGCCCGGGGUCGCCAUCCGGCCACAGCGAGAAGAAGCAGAGCAGGAGCGGCAGCAGCGGCCAGAGGACGCGCAAAAAGAGGUGCCCGUACACCAAGUACCAGAUCAGGGAGCUGGAGAGGGAGUUCUUCUUCAGCGUUUACAUCAACAAGGAGAAGCGCCUGCAGCUCUCCCGGAUGCUCAACCUGACGGACCGUCAGGUGAAAAUCUGGUUUCAGAACAGGAGGAUGAAGGAGAAGAAACUGAACAGAGACCGUUUACAGUACUACAGCACAAACCCUCUGCUCUGAAGGCGCAAACAAAGACUGCCGCCGAGCGCCUUCGCACCAAAUCAGGACAAAGGACUUUCUUGUAUUUUUAUU
Messenger RNA from Fundulus heteroclitus (mummichog), 1032 nucleotides. RefSeq names its product homeobox A11b (gene hoxa11b). The record is from RefSeq and is a predicted model, not a curated record. Gene Ontology annotation, cellular component: nucleus. The coding region runs from base 1 to 960 and encodes 319 amino acids. Gene Ontology annotation, biological process: regulation of transcription by RNA polymerase II; anatomical structure development. Lineage: Eukaryota; Metazoa; Chordata; Actinopteri; Cyprinodontiformes; Fundulidae. Gene Ontology annotation, molecular function: RNA polymerase II cis-regulatory region sequence-specific DNA binding; DNA-binding transcription factor activity, RNA polymerase II-specific. The transcript is spliced from 2 exons.